AUGUGCUGCACGCCCAGGGUGGCGAACGCGGAGGGAGGAGGACGAGGGACGCCGUCGCGGCUCUCCGCUGGCGGCGAGGAGGACGACGAGGACGGGCAGCAGCAGGCGUGGCGAAUGCUGUCGCGGUACGAGCGCAGGCGGGAGGCGUCCAUGAUGGUCGACGCGCUGGCCGCGGUCGUCGCCGGCGGGGCAGCGGUGCCGGUGCCAGCGCCGGCUAGUGUCCGUCAGCAGCAUGUGUCGCCGGCGGAAGGGCAGCGGUGGAGCGACUACUACGACACCGGAGACGUAACGCCGCCGCCGCCGUCCUCCUCUCGUCGUGCGCCGGCCGCACCUCACGAGCACGGGGCGGCAGGGAUUCCGGUGCAGCACUCGCCUGCGGCGGCGUCACCACCGGGGCCGAGUGAGCAGCUCCCGUCGCCGUCCUCCACCGACACCAUCACUCCGCGGAGGCGGUACCGCGGCGUGCGUCAGCGGCCGUGGGGGAAGUGGGCGGCGGAGAUCCGGGACCCGCACAAGGCGGCGCGCGUGUGGCUGGGCACCUUCGACACCGCGGAGGCCGCCGCGCGGGCCUACGACGAGGCGGCGCUGAGGUUCCGCGGCAGCCGCGCCAAGCUCAACUUCCCGGAGUCCGCCACGCUCGUGUCGGCGCCGCCGGCGGCGGUUCCUCCUCCGCCUCCGCCGCCGCCGCCGCAGAGGCCCGAGGCGCUGCUGGAGUCGCAGGCGCUGGCGCUGGCGGGCGGCGGCCGGGAGUACUCGGAGUACGCCAGGUUCCUGCAGGGCCCCGCCGAGCCAACGCCGCGCCUCUACGACCAGGCGGCGGCGGCGGCGCGCGCUGUCAGGCCGCCCGCGGCGUCCGGCUCCUCGUCGGCGCCGUCGUUCCCGGUGCUCUUCAGCUUUGGAGGCGGAGGAGGUGACAGCAGCGGCGCCGGGGGUCAUCACCGUCAGUGGUGGACGCAGGGCAGCAGCAGCUCCUCGAGCGACGGCGGGACCGGGUACCCGUCGCCGCCGCCGCCGGCGACUUGGGCGGACUCGGGGUGGUGGCCGGCGCCGCCGCGGGACCCCUCACGAUGA
Miscanthus lutarioriparius is the source of this 1071-nucleotide messenger RNA. The record is from the annotation of a GenBank genome assembly. NCBI's taxonomy places the organism in Eukaryota, Viridiplantae, Streptophyta, Magnoliopsida, Poales, Poaceae.